UCAGCUUCUCCGCCUCCACAAACCCUAGAAACGGCACUCCGCUCCUCAGGUAAUACUUUCAUUAGGGUUUUAGGGUUCGCAUCUUCCUCAAAUGGCUCCAGCUAAAGUUGAUAAUGCCAAGAAGUCAGACCCAAAGGCACAGGCCUUGAAGACAGCCAAAGCUGUCAAAGCAGGUUCAACAGCCUUCAAGAAGAAGUCAAAGAAGAUACGCACUAAGGUUACCUUUUACCGACCGAGAACAUUGAAGAAGGACAGGACCCCCAAAUACCCUCGCAUCAGUGCUCCACCGAGGAACAAGCUCGACCACUACCAGAUUCUGAAAUACCCACUCACCACCGAGUCGGCUAUGAAGAAGAUUGAAGACAACAACACCCUUGUUUUCAUUGUUGACAUCCGUGCUGACAAGAAGAAGAUCAAGGCUGCUGUCAAGAAAAUGUACGACAUUCAUACCAAGAAAGUGAACACUCUUAUCAGGCCGGAUGGCACGAAGAAGGCAUACGUUAGGUUAACACCCGACUACGAUGCUUUGGAUGUCGCUAACAAAAUCGGAAUUAUCUAAGUAAUGGAAUCUCGAGUUUUGUGUUUUGCUUUUUCUCAAGUAUUGGACUGUAUGAACUCUGAAUUUUGUACUAAAUACAGAACCUUGUUUCAUUUCAUUUUAGACGUUUGUGGUUCAGAAACUAAAACUCCCCAAUUUAUAUUAUUGUUCGAUUAGAUUGGUUUAUAUUUUA
This is a messenger RNA of Erythranthe guttata (spotted monkey flower), 731 nucleotides long. RefSeq names its product large ribosomal subunit protein uL23. The record is from RefSeq and is a predicted model, not a curated record. Gene Ontology annotation, molecular function: rRNA binding; structural constituent of ribosome. Gene Ontology annotation, biological process: translation. Gene Ontology annotation, cellular component: ribosome. NCBI's taxonomy places the organism in Eukaryota, Viridiplantae, Streptophyta, Magnoliopsida, Lamiales, Phrymaceae.